AUGGAUUCAUACCCAUCCGAAGACAGGCCGGUGGUCGAUUCGUACAGGCGCCGCUCCCCUGGUCCUGGCGGACGGCCCAGACAGGGACGCGGUCGCUCUCGAUCACCUCAGAACAUCGACCGAUACCAGCCUGACCGAACACGCGACUACGAUUCCCGUCGCGAUGCUCUACACAGACGCCGCUCGUCUCCUCCAGCAGUGCAAGCCGGCAUUGACCGUUACGUACCAGGUCAAGACAGCUUUGCGCCUACAUUCUCUGUCAAUCCUAUGCAAAACCCCAUGGUAAUGGAGUUCCAGGUGGGCUUCAACUAUUUUGCCGAGUGGUGGCGCGUGGAACAGAUCAUAAAGGACGAAAAAGAACGCGCUAAGAACGGAGGCCGAAAGCCAGGCCUCAAAGGCGAGCGCGAGGCUCGCGAAGAGAAGGGAAAGGAACGGGAGCUCAUCCAGGCCGCGUAUGACGAAUACAAAGAGAAACUUCAGGUACAAAUGGCCAAGACUUUUGUCGACAAGCAUAAAGGCGAGGAGUGGUUCAAGGAACGAUAUGAUCCCGACUACCAAACCAACUUUCGAGCCAAGAUCAAACCGUAUCGCCAUGCUAUCUACAUGGAGUGGGAGCGCCAACUGGAUGAGGGCGUUUUCGACGAGUUCACCUUGGAAGGAAUCUACAAAAAUGAAAGCAAUGGUGCAGGUGGUGUUGUGGAGAAAGAAGAAGGCGAAACAACGGCUGCCAAUGAGGUCUUAGGCGUGGGCGAUCUCUUGCCUUGCAAGGGUGGGGAGCUUCGCGAUGAGGCGGCAUUGCAGCCAACUCUGCUGAUCAAAACAAUUGCACCUACGGUCAACCGAGACAAGGUCGAAGAAUUCGCAAAGGAACACUUGGGAGAGGGUCCUGGCGGCUUCAAAUGGUUGAGUCUGAGCGACCCGAACCCGUUGAAGAAGUGUCACCGUAUCGGAUGGGUCAUCCUUCAUCCUGGUGAUGAAGAGCCCAUGAUCGUGGACGAUCGCGGCGACGGACGUGAAGAUGGCGAAGACGGUGCCAUCGACGAAAAGCCGGAUUCAUCAAGCACCCCAUUAAGCACCGCGCAAAAGGCACUCGAAGCAUUGAAUGGCAAGACUGUGAUCGACGAGGAACGUGGUAAUUUCACGUGCCAUGUUGGCAUCCAUGAAUCUCCUUCAGCUCCCCGGAAAAAGGCCUUGUGGGAUCUUUUCUCCGCCCCAGAGAGGAUCGAACGUGACCUACAGUUGGCGGAGCGAUUGGUCGCCAAGAUGGACAAUGAUCUGAAGGAUGGUUACGAGGAGUUCUCGAAUGUCGAUGGUGUGACCAAGGUCGAGCAGCGGGUCGAGGACCUUCGCUCCAAGGGUUGGCUACAGCCCCCAGCCAAUGCUCCCUCAGCGCCCAAAAAGGAAAGAGACCCCGAGGACUUGGAAGAGGGAGAAGACGAAAUGAUGGACGAUGAAGAUGAGGGAGCGCUGGAGGAUGAGGUCGAUGACGAGGAGCUAUUGGCAAAAAAGAAGAAGCUCGAUCUUCUGAUCGAGUACUUGCGAAGAGUGUAUAACUUCUGCUUCUUCUGCGUUUUCGAAAGCGACUCUGUACAUGAGUUGAUCCGAAAGUGUGCGGGAGGCCAUCUUCGCCGGCCGCGCGCAAGUCUGACCACCGCCGCAAAGGCCACGGCUCGCGCCACGGCUGCCGGACUACCCUUCCCCUACAAGAAACAGGAGACAUCUGGAACGGGCGACGGCGAUGCGGAGGAACCAAUCCAAGAAGAGAAGAAGCCCAAACUUUCCGGAAAGAACCAGCAGCAGCUCCAGCGCGCUUUCAACUGGGUCAAGACAUACGAGGACAAGCUCCUCCAACUCCUUGAGCCAGACAGCGUUGAUAUUAAGAAGCUUGGAGGGAAGCCAAUCGAUGAAGCUCUCGAGGACGAGAUGAAGAAAUGGGUGAAGCAAGAGGACGAGUCUAAGUGGCGCUGUAAAGUCCCGGAGUGCACGAAAUUGUUCAAGGGAGAGAACUUCUGGAAGAAACAUGUGGAGAAGCGCCAUACAGACUGGUUUGACAAGAAGCGUAAUGACAUCCUACUGGUGAAUACGUACGUGCUUGACCCUGCACAUAUUGCUCCAUCACGUAGCGAUGCCAAUAGCAAUGGGCAUUUCCCCAUGGGCAAUCAGCACGUUGCUGGCACUCCCCGGGGCUUCAAUCUUGCUAGCAUGCCCUUCAAUGUGGGUGGCAACAAUAUGCCCAACAGCUUCAAUGUACCACCAUAUUUCAACCCUGCGAUUGCUGGUGGAAAUUGGGACCCCAACUUCAGCCAGGACGAUAGGCAUCAGUCGGGACCCAUGCGCCGUGGAGGUGGCCGAUUCAACAGUCGCAGUGGACCGUAUGACAGGAACCAGCGCGACGGACGCAACGGACGCUUCAAUGGAGGCAAUGGGCGUCUGACCCCUCCACGCGGUGGCAGGCCUGGAGGUGGUGCACGUUUCGGCGAUGGUGGACCAGGCCCCGUGCAGUCCACCCAAGGACGGUCGAUCAAGAGUUACGAGGAUCUGGAUGCAGUUGGCAAUGGGGAGAGCAAAGAGCUGGAGUAUUAG
Molecule: messenger RNA, 2583 nt
Organism: Aaosphaeria arxii CBS 175.79
Lineage: Eukaryota; Fungi; Ascomycota; Dothideomycetes; Pleosporales
Exons: 4
Coding region: 1-2583 (860 amino acids)
Biological process (GO): primary miRNA processing; mRNA processing
Cellular component (GO): nuclear body
Source: RefSeq, a predicted model, not a curated record